UCGAGGGUUAGUCUCUUUCUGUUACUACGCCGUGCUAUACGCGCACAUGGGAUCGCUAUCCUUUAAUAUACAGUAUAACCGCCGAAAAGUGUUCGCAUGCGCUUUCUAAACAACAGUUUGUGAAUUAAAACAGUUUUACUCAAUGAACAAUUUUUUCUUAAAUGUCCUUUAAAAACAAUGAUUUAUGUUUGAAAAGAUUUAUUAAAUUUCCAAUCGUCAUCUAACUGCAUGAAUGCUGGAAUAAUUCUCUAGUGUACAAUGCAAAAAAUAUAACUCAAAAAAAAAUUUUUUUUCUAAAAAAAACAAUGUUUAUAAAAUAUUUAUGUGCUGAAACCAAUUUUUCCAAAAGAUCCGUUUUUUGUUAAUGAAGAGUGUUAUAUCUCUGGGAUUAACGAAAUAAUUUAACAUUAUUUUCAUAAAAUUUAAAAAAUACAUUUAAACCCAAUUUUUAAAAAAUAAACUUCAUGAUUAUUUUUGUGAAUGGGAUUUAUGAAUAGUUGAUAGUGUGCAAAUUAUUGAAUAGCAACAACUCAUAAGACUUUAUGUGAAAAACGUGUUUUUAGGAAAAUUGUUUGUUUCUGGAUUUGUGGUGAUUGAUUUUUGGAAAGUCGUUGAAUAAGGAUUCGCUUAUUUAAAUCAAGUAGGGGCAAUAAAUAACAAGCCAAAGUAAAAUGAGAUGAGGAUCUAAACUGAGGAAUAGUACAACAUCAUGAUGAAAAUACUUCUAAUCCUGGUAAUUUUCGUGUUGGAGUUUGAACUUUACUUUAUGGGAAGCGAAGCGAGACAUCAGAAGGAAUCAAGUGCCAAUAAUGUCGACUUGACGACAGAGGAUAAAAACGAAGAGAGUUUAAUUGGAUUAAUCAAAGAGGUUCUUGCUCAAAAAGGUGGAACAGCUGUUUUACCUUGCAAGUUAACAGAUCCCAGUGCAGGAAUAGUCACAUGGGUCAGGCGAAGGGAUAGACAACUACUGACUGUUGGUGCCACGACUCAUUCCGUCGAUUUGAGAUUCAUGAUUAGGCCUUCAAACACUGACUGGACUCUUCUUAUUCACAAAGUAACUCUUGAGGAUGCUGGACUCUAUGAAUGUCAGGUAGCUACCCAUCCUGUUCAACAGAAUUUUGCUCGAUUGAGAAUCACAGAGGCAUAUUCGGAAAUCCCAGGAGCUCCUGAUCUUCAUGUUAAACAAGGAUCGAGUCUUCGUUUAGAAUGCGAACUCAUGUCAGCCACAGAAGCACCACUUUAUGUGUUUUGGUAUCGUCAAGGUCGAAUGAUUAACUACGAUUCAGAGCCUGGUGUUCAAGUGGAACUUACAAAGAGUGGAUCUGUUCUCUUGGUUCACAAUACUAAAUUAACACACGGAGGGAAUUACACUUGUGCACCAAGCAACGCAAAACCAGCGUAUGUUAUGGUACACGUAAUUGAAGAGGAGGAAAAGCCAGCUGCCAUGCACGGCGGAGACAGGAGAAACUUAAGUUCUGCAAUUUUGGCAAGCAACUUUCUUAUGUCCUUCUUGGCGGCCGUCAGCUGGAGGAUACCAACUUUCACAAGCCUCUACCCUACGUGAAAAGUGUGUGCCGUGAAAAGAACUUGAAGAAACCUAGGUUGCAAGACAUUUUAAAUCUAAGAAAAAGCCCUACGGGUUAAAUUCCCUCGGGUAUCAAAGAUCUUCGACGAGUUUAUGGGCUUUCCCAAACUAUCGUAUCGAGUCGAAAAACAGUUUAACUAGAGUAUUCUCAUCGAAUCCCUUAUCGCGAUAAAGUUUAUUUUUUAAGAAUGAAUUAAGAGGGAGAAUAGAGAACUUCAACAAACAUGUAUGCCUGUAAGAAGAGUUCGGAAAACUUGAUUCAAAAACUAAUCGAUAUGUUAGAAUUAAAUAGAGGUUUUAUUCGCAUUGUAUUAUGACAAAAAGACAAAGUGAUAAAAAGUGGCAUGUGUGCCACUAUACUUGCUCUUGUAAAUAAUUCCGAGCUCACGGUAGUGAAGCCUUUUAUAUGUUGUAUAGUUUGCAUGAUUUAUGUAUAUUAUUAAUUUUUAAUUAUAAAGUGAAACGUUUCAUCGUGUCGAAAGGAACAUUAAUUCUCUUCUGCGCUCUUUUUCUCUCGUGAAUAUAAAAAACAAAACUUUUAAGGACCUCUUUAAAAAAAAUUCGUAUUUUGAUCCAUACAAUUCGAAUAUUUUUCUCGUCGACAUUUUAACGACGAUGCCUCUCAACUUCUACGCGUACUCUGCUCUACUAAUUUUCCGAAAGUAGAUGUCAUUGGAGAAAUACUGUUCUGGAGACGCUAUUAGUGUGAAUAAAAUAUGGAAUCAUCCUAAUGGAUAUUAAUUAAUAAAGAAAGGAGAAGAUAAUUAUCUCUUACACAUUUAACGAAUCAUUGCUCAUAAAGAGCAUCAGAAAAGAAAUUCCCCAAAAAUGUGGUGUCAUACUUUACUUCUUACUUUAAAAUGAGAAAAGAUAUCGUGAUCGAAUUUUAAAGCUAAUUAGGGGAGAGUAUACAGUAUUAGACUGUUUUCUUUUUUUUAAAUAAAAUUUUGAAAAUAAGUAUUGGAAAAAUAUAUGAUGUUUUAUAAUUAACGAAAAUGAAUUCAGCUUAACUUACAUAUAAACGAGAAAAGAAUUUGAAACAAUAUUUAAAAGAGAUAUAGAGAAAAAUAACGGAGUGAGCUUUUCUCCUCGGUUACUGUAAUUUCCCGCAAAAUUAUUUCAACAUGCAAAUAAGUGGUGAACUAACGGUGUGAUAAGACUGCAUUAUAAUACAAUUACAAAAGCAUUUAAAUAUCCGUAUCUUAUAAAAUGGGUCAUUUUCCACAAUAUCUUCAAUUAAAAAUUAGAUUUUGUUAGAAUAAUGUUUCUUAAAUUCUGCAUAAAAAAGAAUAUUUAUUUUUUAUUUAGAGAUUUGAUAAAAAUUACAGAAGCUAUGAAUUAUUAAAAUUUGAAGUUCUCAGAAAAUAUGUACGUUUCCCACCAUACUACCUCUAAGAAUUUCGUUUAAAAAAACUUUUAUAUGUAUUUUUUAAUACUUCAAAAAAAAGGAAAACCUACUAAAUUGAGACAACUUUUAAUCUGAAUCUUCAAUAUUCCAGCCUGAUAUUCAUGCUCACUUAAAAGCGAGUAGUAAAAAAUAAGAAACUACUUUUUCGAGGAAUUUCUUCCAGGUGCUCUUAAAGGAUUUAUCAUUUUUCUUUUAUAAAAUUAAACAUUUAUCACUAAAGCAUCAUUACAAAAUGUCUCAUAAUUACCUAUGAUACGUACCGGGUGUUCAAACAAUAUUUAGUAUUUAGAAAAAUUAAACCUACAGAAGAAAAAUUGGUUUCUUUAUUAAAUUUUUGUAUAGCAUUACAUAUAAAAAAAUAGAAAAUCUUUUCAAAAAUAAUUUUUUACAUACAAACUACAUUUUUUGAAAUGAAGACUAUUUUUCUUACUUUAUAGGUUGAAAGUUUUAAAUAAGUUUACAAAAGUUUUUAAAUUGAGCCUGAGUAUUAUUUCAUAAGUUGGUAAGAAUUCCUGAAGUGGUCCCUUCAUUUAUUUUAGGUAAGGAACAUAAAUGAUACCUAUCUAUGCAUAAUCAACUAAGAACAUUCUUUAUUUAUAACACUAAAAAUUAUACUUUACAUUUAUAUUCUAUAUUUAUCGAAAGUAAAUUUCCUAUUUUUGCUAUAGAAUUUUUUUUCAUUAAAAUCUUUUGCCUGUGUAGAAUUUUCUCUUACUUUCCUUACCUACAGCAGAAGUUUAGAAUGUUUUUGCUAGAAAAAAAUACAGGAAACUGUUUAUGCCUUUGCAUUUUUAGUGACGCUCGGAUCUUGAUAAAAAUUUUGAAAGGGAAAAUAUAACGAGAGCAUUAAGAUGCGAGCACCCUAAGAUGACUUAUACAGAACUUUUAUUUGGCAAUCAGUAUUUGAGAUUACUUUGUAUAUAUUAUUUAAUAUAAUUAACAACAUUAAAAAGUCGGACAUACUAUUUAUUUAUACAUACUAUUUAUUUUAAAAAAAAAUUUUUCUAGAACAGUGCAAAAUUUUUUAAAAUUAUUUAUGACUUAAAAAAAUUUUUAAUUUUGAAAAAUCGUUUGAAGGUCUUAUUAUAGAGACGUCAUGAACUAUCAAAACAGAGAUAUCGAUUAUAUUCUAUAUACUCAAAAGACAAUUAAGGGACCACUCCAUAAAUUCUUACCUAAGUGAAAAUUAAUUAUAGAUGAAAGAGAAUAAACAAAAUUUAUUAAUUUAGAAAAUUCAUUUUUAAAUUCCUCAUCUAAAUUACACCCUUGGUGUGCCCAGUUGAAAAAUCUUUUAUAAAAAUAUGUUUUUCAAUAUGAUUAAUACAGAUUAUUUUUGAUUACAUAAAAUAUCAGAAACAAACUUAUUCUAAAUGAUCAAGAGAUUUUUAAUUUCUUAAAGCACUGUUAAUAGUAUUUGACCGUUACAGAAUAAUUAUGUACCAGUUAAACAUUAUAUUUGUAAUGUAGAAUCAUUAUUUUAAAAAAUUCCAUAUCGGUAAGUGGAAUUUUGCAGUAUGAAUUUUAGAUUUUCAUGAAACUUUGUGUCCAAAGGUCUAUCUAUAAUAAAAUAACCAAGUUUAAAAACUAUAAUAUCUAUAAAUUAAACUUUUAUUUUAAAACUCUUUAUCACAUUUGAAGGUCUGUAUGACAAAAUGGUUGACAGGUUAUAACCUGAUGUUUUUAAAGAAGCGAAAAAGCAAAUUUAAAAUUUCUCCGGAUUAUUUAGAAAGAAACUGUCAAUAAGAAAACCGUUUUGAGAUCUUAUUGUUUUACCAAAAGAACAAUUUUUUCAGAUAAAUCUACUUAAGAACGAAACAAAUUAUGUUGUCUGGAGGUUUCUUUGAAUGCGCAGAUUUUCUUUAAUAUUACAAUUGCAAAAUAAAAUUAAUUAAUUAAACGUAUACUUGAAAAACAGUUUGUUAAUAAAUUAAUAACAGGAUUAAAUUAAAAAUCAAAUUUAAAAACGUAAUAAAGAAGAAAAUCCUUUUUUAAAAGUUUAUACAUGAAUUUAAUUAUAAGGUUUUAAAUUUAAAAAAAAAUUAUCCCAUCACUUCUUUUGUUAUGCCUUCUUUCAUUUGUUGUAACUUUAACCAUGUAUUUAAUAUGCUGCAUAUUAUUUAGCAACGAGGAUAACUGUGAUAAAAUAAAAAAAAAUGUCAAAGUUUCUUUUUAAUUUGUCAUUACUUGAAAGAACUAUCUGAGGAAUAAUCAAUGUACCCUAUUUUAUUCUAUUUUCAACUUAAAUUCUCCGCUUGAUAAUUCGACUAUACGUGAUAAUUAUUAUCGGCGAUGAAGAGAAGCCCUUCGAGAAAUCUGUAAUCCGUCGAUAAAAUCUAAACCCUCUUUUGAGUUGUUCCGGAAAGGGGUGCACGGAACUACCACAGUGGUUGCACUUAUAAGUUUUAACACCCUUCAUAAAGCACCACCAAACCAGAAAUAAUUUUUUCCGUUCGGUUGAUAAUUGUGAUGAAAGCGCGGUGAAAGAGAGUAUGCGUCAGAUAAUUUCAUUUUUCAUACAAUAAUUCUCAAAGUUCGACUGCGAUUGAUUUUAUUUUGUCUAUAAAAUUAAGUGUAAACAUAUGUGUAUGAGAGUAUGUUUAAGGAAUAAAUGUGCUCAUUGACAUUAUGCGUGUAUUCAUUGUUCUUGAUAAAUGGAUUCAAUGUACAUAAAGUUCAAUACAUAAAAUGACAGUUCAAAGUCA
This is a messenger RNA of Leptopilina heterotoma, 5695 nucleotides long. Its product is annotated as igLON family member 5-like. The record is from RefSeq and is a predicted model, not a curated record. Bases 710 to 1564 code for a protein of 284 amino acids. The transcript is spliced from 6 exons. Gene Ontology annotation, cellular component: neuron projection membrane. Gene Ontology annotation, biological process: synapse organization. Lineage: Eukaryota; Metazoa; Arthropoda; Insecta; Hymenoptera; Figitidae.